Messenger RNA from Limulus polyphemus (Atlantic horseshoe crab), 712 nucleotides. RefSeq names its product transcription initiation factor TFIID subunit 2-like. Gene Ontology annotation, cellular component: transcription factor TFIID complex. The record is from RefSeq and is a predicted model, not a curated record. The annotation marks the transcript as partial. The transcript has 6 exons. Lineage: Eukaryota; Metazoa; Arthropoda; Merostomata; Xiphosura; Limulidae. Gene Ontology annotation, molecular function: chromatin binding; transcription cis-regulatory region binding; RNA polymerase II general transcription initiation factor activity. Gene Ontology annotation, biological process: transcription initiation at RNA polymerase II promoter.
AUUACCAUAAACUUCAUGAGUUAUCUUCCAGGGUCCACUAACAGUGACCAUUCAGGAGUUAGAUGGAACAUUUAAGCACAACUUACAAAUAGAAGAAAAUACUACUCGACAUGACAUCACCUGCCACUCCAAGAGUCGAAGAAAUAAGAAGAAAAAGAUACCACUGUGUACAGGAGAAGAGGUAGACAUGGACCUGAGUUCGAUGGAUGCAGAUUCUCCUGUGUUGUGGAUCCGUGUAGACCCUGAUUUUCAACUGUUAAGACAAGUAGUGUUUGAGCAGCCAGACUACCAAUGGCAGUACCAACUACGUUAUGAAAGGGAUGUCACCGCUCAGAUGGAGGCUAUUACAUCAUUAGAGAGGUAUCCCAUUCCAUCAACUCGGUUAGCACUAACAGACACCAUUGAAAAUGAACAGUGUUUUUACAGAGUCAGAUGUUUAGCUGCAAUGUGUUUACAAAAGGUGGCAAAUGCAAUGGUUACAACUUGGACAGGCCCUCCAGCCAUGAUGAUGAUAUUUAAGAAAAUGUUCAGUUCCCAUUCAUCUCCUAAUAUCAUCCGGCAGAAUAACUUUAGCAACUUUCAACGAUACUUUAUUCAAAAGACUAUUCCUGUUGCUAUGGCAGGUCUGAGGACGGUGCAUGGAAUUAUCCCCCCUGAAGUUCUCCGUUUUUUACUGGACUUGUUCAAGUAUAAUGACAACAGCAAGAAUAAG